Messenger RNA from Pseudomassariella vexata, 1536 nucleotides. RefSeq lists its product as uncharacterized. The annotation marks the transcript as partial. The record is from RefSeq and is a predicted model, not a curated record. NCBI's taxonomy places the organism in Eukaryota, Fungi, Ascomycota, Sordariomycetes, Amphisphaeriales, Pseudomassariaceae. The transcript is spliced from 3 exons.
AUGUCAACUUCUCCGGCCAGUGUGGAGGAAAUCUCAGAUCCUUAUCAAGGGUUGACGUCCCGGGAGCGGGAGCCUGACACGCGGACAUGCCAAUCUAGCGUGCUGGUUGUCUUUGAGGACAUUUGCCCCAAUCAUCUGGAUCAGCUUGCGGAGCAGCAUGGCUUCAGUUCCGAGGCCAUUAUUGCGACAAUUUUGGACCAGCAAGAAAAAGGCCAUCAAUAUCCCAGACGCGAGAACCCCAAGAAAAGAAAGCGAGGGGACGACAAGGAUGACGCUCCUGGGCAAACCGGCAAAAACGACAUCAAGUCGAAGCUUGAUGACCCUGAAUACGUCCUUAGGAUGCGAACGCAGACAUAUCAGCAUUUUGCCACGACUUUGAUAAGCCAAGACUUUCCAAAGGUUCCCGUGAAUACUAUCAAGAACAUGCUUAACACGUCAGCAUCGCUAUUUCAAGCGUAUACGACUAUUGAUGACAGCAUCCGGCGCUGGGACGACAACAAUCCACCUUGGAAGAACAAAAGAUCGAUGUCCAAAAUUUUGGAUCAAUACACGCCUGAUAACAUAUCAACCCUACAAAUGGAUCUCCUCGGUCCCGUGGAACGUGAUGCCAUAAGUGAGUUCAUGGCAGCGCGAGAGGUGCGCAAUGGCAAGAACGCAAAGCUGGCAGAGGAAGCGGAAGAGGUCUCCAACCUUGAAAGGUCUAGAAUGCUUGGAGAAAUGGCCGAGUGUGGGUGCUGCUUCGACGAUUGCCCAAUCAAUCGGAUGGUACACUGCGAAGGCGACACGGUUCAUUGGUUCUGCAGAGGCUGUGCAAAACAACAGGCCGAAACCAUCAUUGGCUACUCCAAGUAUAAACUGACCUGUAUGUCGAUGGAUAACUGUGAGGCUGGCUUCUCUAUAUCCCAGAGGAAGAAGUUCCUGGACAAUAAGCUACAGACAGCAUUAGACCGUAACGAGCAAGCGGAGGUUUUGCGGGAAGCAGGCAUCGAGAACCUCGAGACGUGCCCCUUCUGCCCAUUUGCCAUGGAGUAUCCGACGGUCGAGGAGAACAAAGAGUUCCGAUGCGCCAAUCCCGAGUGCGAGGUGGUCAGCUGCCGACUUUGCCGCAAAGAGACACAUAUCCCAAAAACUUGUGACGAGGCCAAGCUCGAGGAGGGUCAUUCAGCACGGCAUACCAUCGAGGAGGCGAUGAGCGAGGCAGUGAUCCGGAAGUGCAAUAAGUGCUCGAACCCUUUUAUCAAGCAGGACGGCUGUAACAAGAUAACCUGCACCCGAUGUAGGACCAUCCAGUGCUACGUAUGUCGGCAAACCGUCAAGGACUACUCCCACUUCAACGAUACCAGUCGCGGCGGCAAAGAAGGGCAGUGUCCUCUGUUUGAUGCUACCGAAGAGCGUCACCAGAAUGAAGUGCGCCGCGCCGAGGAAGAGAUGCGGCAGAAGGUCGCGCAGGAAAACCCGGACGUGGACAAUGUAUUCUUGGAGUUCAAGGUGUCGGAAAAGGUGAAAGAAGACGACCAAAAGCGGAAAGAGCGGGAC